Messenger RNA from Peromyscus californicus insignis, 9533 nucleotides. RefSeq names its product A-kinase anchoring protein 10 (gene Akap10). The record is from RefSeq and is a predicted model, not a curated record. The coding region runs from base 183 to 2171 and encodes 662 amino acids. Gene Ontology annotation, cellular component: plasma membrane. Lineage: Eukaryota; Metazoa; Chordata; Mammalia; Rodentia; Cricetidae. Gene Ontology annotation, molecular function: protein kinase A binding. The transcript is spliced from 15 exons. Gene Ontology annotation, biological process: intracellular protein localization.
CCUCCCGUGAAGCCCCGCGCGCGGAAGGACCGGAACUCCGGGCGGGUGGCUUGUUGAUAACAUGGCGGCAGCAGCUGCCGGGGCAUCCCGAGGAGGCUGCAGCGCCCACACCCGGAAGAAGGGGCUGUUUUCUGGCUAGUGCGGCGGCUCCUGCGGACCCGGAAGUCCCAGCCAGCUGCUGAAUGAGGGGAGCCGGGCCCUCCCCGCGACAGUCCCCCCGCGCCCUCCGCCCCGACCCGGGCCCCGCCAUGUCCUUCUUCCGGCGGAAAGUGAAAGGUAAAGAGCAAGAGAAGAGCUCAGACGUCAAGUCCAUCAAAGCUUCAGUAACAGUACAUUCCCCACAAAAAAGCACUAAAAAUCAUGCCUUGCUGGAAGCUGCAGGACCAAGUCAUGUUGCAAUCAAUGCCAUUUCUGCCAACAUGGAUUCCUUUUCAAGUAGCAGAACAGCAACACUUAAGAAGCAGCCAAGCCACAUGGAGGCUGCUCAUUUUGGGGACCUAGGCAGAUCCUGUCUGGACUAUCAAACUCAAGAGACCAAAUCCAGUCUUUCAAAGACCCUUGAACAAGUCUUGCGUGAUGCUAUUGUCCUCCCAUAUUUCCUUCAGUUUAUGGAACUUCGGAGAAUGGAGCACUUGGUGAAAUUUUGGUUGGAGGCUGAAAGUUUUUACUCUACAACUUGGUCCCGAAUAAGAGCACACAGUCUGAACACAGUGAAACAGAGUUCACUGGCUGAGCCUGUCUCUCCAUCUAAAAAGCAGGAAACGACAGCAUCUUUUGUAACUGAAUCUCUUGACAGGAGGUUGGGGGAUUCUAGUUCAGCCCCACUGCUUCUGACUCAACCAGAAGGAGUUGACCUGAGUAGUAGAACUCAGACCACUCAGACUCACUUGCUGCUCUCCCAGGAAUGCCACAGUGCCCACUCUCUCCAUCUUGAAAUGGCCAGAACAGGAACUCAUCAAAUCUCCACAGACUCCCGAGACUCCUCUUCCAGACUUCCAGUAGCCAGUAGAAGUAGUACCUCUUCUCCACUGAGAGAACUAUCAGAAAAACUAAUGAAAAGUAUAGAACAAGAUGCAGUGAAUACUUUUACCAAAUAUAUAUCUCCAGAUGCUGCUAAACCAAUACCAAUUACAGAAGCCAUGAGAAAUGACAUUAUAGCUAAAAUUUGUGGAGAAGAUGGACAGGUGGAUCCCAACUGUUUCGUUCUGGCACAGGCUGUAGUCUUUAGUGCAAUGGAGCAAGAGCACUUUAGUGAGUUUCUGCGAAGUCACCAUUUCUGUAAAUACCAGAUUGAAGUGCUCACCAGUGGGACUGUUUACCUGGCUGACAUCCUCUUCUGUGAGUCAGCCCUCUUUUAUUUCUCUGAGUACAUGGAAAAAGAAGAUGCAGUGAAUAUCUUACAAUUCUGGUUAGCAGCGGAUAAUUUCCAGUCUCAGCUUGCUGCCAAAAAGGGCCAGUAUGAUGGACAGGAGGCACAGAACGAUGCCAUGAUUUUAUAUGACAAGUACUUUUCCCUCCAAGCCACACACCCCCUUGGAUUUGAUGAUGUUGUACGAUUAGAAAUUGAAUCCAAUAUCUGCAGGGAAGGUGGGCCACUUCCUAACUGUUUCACAACUCCAUUACGUCAGGCCUGGACAACCAUGGAGAAGGUCUUUUUGCCUGGUUUUCUGUCCAGCAAUCUUUAUUACAAAUAUUUGAAUGACCUCAUCCAUUCAGUUCGAGGAGAUGAGUUUCUUGGAGGGAAUGUUUCACUGGCUACUCACAGCUCUGUCUGUCUUCCUGAGGAAUCUCACUCAGGUGGUUCAGAUGGCUCCAGUGCUCAGUCUAGUAUGAAAAAAGCCAGUAUUAAAAUUCUGAAAAAUUUUGAUGAAGCAAUAAUUGUGGAUGCUGCAAGUCUGGAUCCAGAAUCUUUAUAUCAACGGACAUACGCAGGGAAGAUGUCCUUUGGAAGAGUCAGUGACUUGGGGCAGUUCAUCCGAGAAUCUGAGCCUGAACCUGAUGUAAAGAAAUCAAAAGGAUUCAUGUUCUCACAAGCUAUGAAGAAGUGGGUGCAAGGGAAUACUGAUGAGGCCCAGGAGGAACUAGCUUGGAAGAUUGCUAAGAUGAUAGUAAGUGACGUUAUGCAGCAGGCACACUAUGAUCAACCAUUAGAGAAAUCUACAAAGCUGUGACUCAAAACGAGAGAUAAGAAAAUGUGAUUUUGAAAAAUAAGAACUUUUCCCUUUGGUUGGAUUCUUCAACACAGCCGAUGAAAAUGGAGCACUGCAUUUCUUUCCACUGCUAGAUCACUGUUGUUUCCAAGAAGGAAUGCAAGACAGUCCAAGAUCUGUUGUUAAAUGUAGACAUAGAUGCACAUGAUGGUAACACAGUGAGUCACAAGAUACAAAGUGGUAUUGGUGACAUUACUAGACAAUUCGUUUUCCAGUAGCUGUAACCCGCUAUGAGAGAGUUACCCACUGGAAUAGACAGGGACUACAUCCUGUGAGGCAGAGAAGCGUGAGUUGGUGUGUGGUCCACAUGCUUGCAGCCGACUCCAUCCUUAGCAGUAUCAGAAAGCACGAGACAGAGGUGCUUGUUUUUGUCCUAAAAUUCACAGGUGAGUCAGUCCUACCUGGAGCGUGCAGCUCCAAGUGGCGAUGUGGGCCAGCAGCUUGUGAAGCAGGUGACGAUCCCUUGUGUAGUCUUCCUUCACAGAGGCAUUCAUUUAGAGAGAAGCUGACAAGUCGUGGGUCAAGCCUCAGUGAUGUCAUCCUUCUCUUUGGUGACAGAACACAAUUUUCACAUUUCAUUCACUCCUGUGAUGUUGUUAUAUCCUUAAAGCUAGUUUCUCCUCUGCUAGCAAAAGGGCACAUUUAGCUUACUUUGAGCAUCAAGACCCAUUCCUCCAUAGGAAUGCCAUGCUCCAGAUACUUUAUUCCCUCUUCGGAAUACACAUGGGAAAAAAUUAAGUAUCACUCCAGUUUUUGCCAUGUGGUACUUGGAACACAUUCUCAGAUUUUAUUUUUCUAGUAAGGUGGGGGAAAGAAGUACUCACUUUGUAGUGUCUCCCCAGUUCUUCACUGUGAGUGGGAAAUGUGCAGUCGCCUUUUCUCUUUCUGUCUUCAGACAGUAGGAAACUCACUCACUGCCCUGCCGCUUAGUUGGCUCUGCACCUGUGGCUCUGCCGUUGGCUGGGCCACCCACUGGCAAGCACACUCCCCUGACCACAUGAUGCCGCCAGUGCUUCCUGUGUGUGAGUUUAGAGAGAACGGAAGUUUUCUUAGGUGUCGUUGCUUUUGCUCAGAGUGUGCAAAAGAAAAAAUAUAUAUAUAUAUAUAUAUAUAUGUGUGUGUGUGUGUGUAUAUAUAUAUAUAUUAUUAAUCACCUCUGUCCUUGGGAAAGUCUUGAAUGAAUAGAGAAUUUAUUUCAUUGCAAUAUUGAUUGUAUAGAGGCACACUGUUUAUCAACAGAAGAAGCAAAAAGGCUGUGUAUAAGUUUUUGGUACUAUGUACCAACUCUGUUAUUCUGAAGUAUUCAUGUACUUAAACCAUAUUCUAUUUAAUUGUGUUUGAUUUUAAAUAUAUAUAUAUGAAUUAUAUUUAAAAUGGUGUCAACUUCCUGCUUUCAGGGCAUUUAUGGCUCUUCUAUUGACCCUUCCUAAUAUUUCCAUUUGCUUUACAAAACCUCAGAAUAUGAUCCACUACUGGACAUAGUCUUAUAUUUGGAUGUAGGCAUAAGUGAAAGGUUUUUAUCAAUAUAUGUGCUGUGGUGGUUUAUUUUGUUCUUUUAGCAAAGUAUUUCUAUCCAUUUCACAUUGCUUCAAACUUUCAAGUGAAAAGCAAUAUAAAGGUCAUAGAGUAAAAUGUGAUUCUGGGUGACUCCUCCUGCCUCUGCAUGUUUUAGAGUAGAAAUUUCUGUGCUACUCUAAGCUAUUUAAACUAGCGGUUUUUGUUAAAAUACUUUCUAGUGGUUUCUUUGUAUGUAUUGUGUGCUUCUGAGCUAGAGAUGUCAGUAUUUAUAAGCUAUGUCUAAGGGGAAAUGAGCAAAAUUGAGAUUGGCUUUAUUUUCUGCUCUGUCUGUUGUGAGGUAUAGAAGCAGAGUGACCCAAUAUAUUGGACCAACUAUAUGUUAGAUCCUUAUUCUCAUUUUAAAAUUGGCAUAAGAUUGACCUAACAUUGAACACUCACCGGGUCCCAGGCUCUCUGCAAUGUAUCCACAAAAUGAUUCCCUGGCAGGGUUUUUAAGUCUAAAGAAGCAGGUGAAUGUCAGCAGGUUGUUAAAAGUCAGCUUAGCAGUGCGAGUGUGACAGCAUUAUAAUUGGGCUUUUCUUCAUCAUUCCUGUAGGAUAUGAUGAACGUGAAAAGCAGGCAUCAGCCAAGUCCAGUGAAGCAGUGAAACAGGAAACAGCCUUUUCUGCUUGGGUUCCAGUAUGCAUUAAGGCUUUCUGAGAUGUAAACUGUUUACACUACUAGAGCUUUUGACUUGUUCCGUAGAUACUUUAUGAGGAAAUCACUCUGAACUGUAGAAAAAUUACACACUUCAUUGCUGUUGUUUUCAGUUUUUUGAGACAAGGUUUCACUAUGUAGUCCAGGCUUCGGCCUCCCAAAAUUUGGAGAUUACAGGCCCAGCCUCCACACCAGACUUCUUUGCUGGUUGGUUUUAGUAUCAACAGCUAAGCAGCUGGUGUAGCAACUGUGUCUCUAAAGGCAUUGUGGAGACUGCCUGACUCAGCACCCCCAGUGGCUUUCUUGUCUCCUCCUCUUCACUCUUCUCCAGCAUGCUAGCUGGUCAAGCCGAGGUGAACUCAUUGAAAUGCCCCAAGAUGAUUCUGUGUCUUAAGGCUUUUGCAUGAAGGAGAUGUUGGUCACCACGAGGAAAGAUGACCUGGAGGCUGACUUAGAUGGGUACUUCACACGGCAGGAGUUGGCACUGGUGAACAAGCAGGAGGCUUUGCUAAACCUGGAGAUUCCCUGGUCUCUUCCUCCAGCCCUGUGUCCUUGCCUUGGUCUUCAUUCAUCCUUGGGGAUGCUUAGAGUGCAUCUGGAUUUUUCUUUAGCAUGAUGUGAAGUGACGUGUUACUACAUGCAACAGAAAGGCUCUUGAUUAAAGUACUACCACGGCUCUCUAAAUCAUAAUGACCAUGUGUUCAGCACGUUGCUAAUUACUGUGACAUUUUGGAGCAAAAUUUUUCUGUAGUAAGCCUUCCUUAGUCAUCUCGUGUAUACUGUCAAAAUGGAAUCCUAACCUCCUGGAACUAAGACACUCGAUCCUUUUAGUGAGAAGGUACUUGGGCCUUAGAAAGGCCCCUGGCUUGUUGCAGGAUGGUCCCCAUCAGAAGCCAUGCUUCCUUGGCCAGGGCCUCUUCAUGUGUCCCCAUACUCUGCCUGAGAAUAAGCUUGACUCACCACUCUUAGCUGUAUGCUAAGACCAGAAUUGGGAGGCGUUUCAACUAAUAUGUGCCCAGUACACACUUGAAGUAGAGUAGUGGCAACUCAAGAGAGCUGUAGGUGUUGGCCACACCUUUGACCUCCGGCUGGAGCCAUGAAGUAGUAAGUAAACUGCUUGCUAAAACCCUUCAAGGCUAAAUCUUGCGGGGAGGGGCGGGGGUCAUAUCACUAGGUAUCCUACCCUCUGAGUCCUUUCCAGGUGGGCACUAAGGAACUGCCCCUUUGCUUGGGCAGGGGUUGGAGUGGCUUAGAGUAGGAAGAAUGGUACUGUGCUCUGGACAGGGGGAAAGGCCAUAGAGGGCAUUUAAGGUACCUGUGUGAGCAAAGGUUCCAAGGGUGUCUGGUUAGGGAGGGCCUGCCUGGGUACACAGGAAGAUCAGUGUUCUUGCCUUGGCACUUUGUGCGUGUAUCCUUGGUUCAUUGUAAAGUGGCCUACUCUGAUACACUAUAAGGAUGCUGUAGAACUUGAACAGGAUGCAUUAAGCCCCUUGCCUAAAGGUGGUACAUUGACACCCAAGGAACCUGAGACUUGGGUAGGAGGGUGCAGAGAAACCUUGGAGUUGGUUAAAGAGCUGUUUCCCAAGGAUGAAUGAGAGGUGAGGAUUCCAACAACUGGCUUUUCUUCUGGUCUCAGGUUUCCAAGACCACUUUUUGAAUGUGCCUUCAGGCUGGUCCCUAAUAAUGAUCCCAAAUCGACCUCUGCCCGAAUCCUAGUGAGACAAGAGGCACCAGCCACCAUGUGUGCUGGCACCUGAAUCCCAGAACACAGGAGGCUCAGGCGCAAGGAUCACAAGUUUGAGGCCGGCUUUGAUAAGACUCAGUCACAAAACUGCAAACAGGUGCUGGAGAGAGUGCUCAGCAGUAUGCUGCUCUUGUCAAGUGACUCACAGCCACCAGCUCCAGGGGGAUCCCUCACAUCUAGCCCUCAUGUGCACCUACAUUCGCAUGCACAUAUCCACAUACAGAUAGACCUAUGUACACAUAAUGUAAAAUGAGAAUAGUUUAUAGAUGAAAGAAAUGCCUGCCUGAGACCCUUCAGACUGGAGUAGCUCUAAGUGGUAGUCACCGAAGCUCAGCAAAGAUACCCGGAUUUGAGCAGCUUUUGUUCCUCCUAAUGAACUACGAGUUUGGUGAGUGCUUACUCGGUAGAUACUAUUUAUAGUUCAGUGAGAGAGGAGAAAAUAAGAUUAACUUCCCUCGAGCUCAGAUUCUACUAAGAAGGAACCAGAAGUGGAAAGUUGCAUCAAAAACAUGCUGGCCUAGGGUGUUUCUCCCCACCCCACCCCACCCAGUGGUAGUAACCCGUACUUAGCAUAUAUGGGACUCUAGGUUUCAUCCCUAGCACCAAUAAAUAAAAUACAUACUAGUAUUUUUGACUUGGGUGGCUUUUUUGGAUCAAGAUUUAAUUCCUUUACCACCUAGAACCCUAUUGGGAGUCAACACUCUUCCAUACCUUCCCAAUUUCACCAUUACAUGAGGACCAGUCACUACACCACUCCAUUUACUUGCCAAAGGGAUAUACGUGUGGGCGCUUGAUCACAUGUUGAACAGGUUAUAAACAGCCUUAUGAACAGGACAAUGAACAGAGAGUGUAGGAUUGGCCUUGACCUCAAGGCUCUUUGCAGAACUUCGGGAUACAUUAAUUCUUAGAAUCUAGAAACGUGAAGACUAAUGUAAGUGUAUCACAUACACAUGAUGCAAAAUUAUGGACUUGGAGAAACCUAGCUGGGAAUCGAACUACUCCAUGAAGUGGUGGGCUUGGUGAAGCUUCUUUAUUGAUGGUAAUAAUAACUAGCAUAAUUGACCACUUAGAUGUGCUAAGCACUCUCUGAUCCUUAUCACAGUCUUACAAGGUAAGUACUUUUUUCUCUCUUACAUUAAUAAAUGAAACUAAAGCUGGAAGGAUAAAGGAGUCUCCAGGAUCACACAGCUAGAGACAAACCAGGUAGCCCUCUUCCCCACUGCUCUGACGGAUGCCAGCACUCAUCACUGACUAGUAUAGCAGAUGUCAAAGGUUAAAGAAGAACUGAAGCUGGGUGUGGUAGUACACAUAUGUAACCCCAGCUCUUAGGAGCUAGAAACAGGAAGAUCUAGAGUUAAAGGUCAUCCUCAGCUGUAUAGCAAGGGCAGUCUGGGCUGUGGAGCCCUUGUCUUAAGAAAAGGAAGGGAGGGACGGAAGGAAAAGGAUUCCAUCCACACCUUAAAGCACUGGGUUGUUUUGUUUUGUUUUUAUUGUCUUGAGGCAGUCUUAAACACAUCAGGCUGGCUUCCAGCUUCCUGUGUGGAAGAGGAUGACUUGGAACUCCUUAAUAUCCUCUUACCUCCCAAGACAGCACUACAGGCAUGUAAAAACACACAUUUAUGGAGUGCUAAUAAUCGAACUCAGGACUUUGGACAUGUUAGGCAAGGCUAUCCCGAGCCGAGCUGCAUGCCCAGCCUGAAAAGCACUAUUCUUAAGCUUUAGUGUGCACCUGAAUCCCCAGGAAGACUUGUUAGCACAUUGGCUGCCUUUUCUGACUAAACUUUCAGGUUUCUGAUUUAGUAGGUCUAGGUGGGACCUGAGAGUUUUCAUUCUCAGCAGAUUUUCAUUCCAGCUGCUGCUGCUAAGACUACAGUUUUGAGAAUCUCUGCCUUAAAAUCAUCACCACAGCUAGGGAAAUGAUUAUUUUCAUUCUGGUUUUUUGAAAGUAACAUGCUACCCAGAAAUGUAAUAUAAUUCCUACUCUUGACUCCCUGAGGAAGGCACCUAUCAUCUUUCGUUAGUGUCCAGAUGUUUAUCAAAGCCAAGAACAUCCAAACAUCAUUCCUCAGUCUUUCUUUCCUGUUUGUCUCUCAGCUCCUUGAUUCUGUCUGCCCUCUGAGAUCCUGCCAUGCUUCCUGGCCUGUUCUCCUGUGCUGACUGUCAUUCCAUAGACAGCUGGUGUCUCAUUUUCCCUUUCCUCCUGCUCUUCACCUCUUCUCCAGUUGUUUACCCUUGGGGCUAUUCUGGUUCCCAGCUGUUCAGCAGUUCCCUGGGCAGACUUCCUACAGUCUAGAAAACAAAUAUUGACAAUUCAGUAUAUGUUUUGAAAAAGGGAGGAGCCUGUUGGGGAUUUCUCUAUCUUUUCACUCAUAAACUUCUAACCAGCUCAGUCAUUCUCUAGAAUCUGCCCAUUCUGCACAUCGCUCUUUUAUUUGAUUCCAUUUUUCUCACAGUCCUGAUGUGCUUAGACAAUUCCCAACCCCCCUUACUGAACCAGGACUCAGCAUCAGCAUGCUGAACAUCCAUGAACACCUUUUCCUGAUUGGUGAGACAUCCACAUUGAGGCCCUUGCUGCUUGGGAGGCUGCCCUCUCUGCGAUCUGGCCAGCUCCAAGCUAUUGCAGAAUAGAGGGAAUGUCUCUCUCCCCUUCCCCAAAAAAGUUUUUGGUACACCAUUCCAAGCUUUCUUCACAACUUCAUUUACAUCUCAAGAAACAUCACAAUCUAUGACAGCCCAACAGUUUGGUCUCCACCUCUACCAUGCUCCUGUAACUAAGCCUGCCAUUUCCUGAAACUGUUCCACCUCUGGUGACUGCGUAUUUUUAGCCCACACUGGCCUCUGCAAGGCAAGUUCUAGGUUUUUCCUACAGGAAUGAAUUGGGAGGGGUGUUGUGUUUUUGUUUUUGUUUUGUUAUUUGUAAAGGCAGGGUAGAGAGACUUAUUCCAGAGAAACAUCCCUUCGCUACUCCAGGAGUACAUUUUCAAACCAACCUUUCAAAGAGCUAUUUCAAAAGCAAUAAGCAAGUGGUUUUGUGAUGAGGAUUACAAAGACCCUCAGGAUAAGUCCAGGGUGAAGAGGAGAGUUCUGAUGUGACAGCUUGGUCCAGACUUCAUGGAAGAGUGUCAGGCAUGUAUCUUUAAAGUGUUCUAUCUCCGAAUGACUUAGAUGCAAGCCACGGAGAUCUGCUUCAAGAAACUAGCUGCAACUAGGAAGACACUGGUGCAUAAGAUGCUUAUGGAGAUUUGAAGAGAAAUGUUAUUUAAUGUGAGAAUGGGGGGAAAGCAAUAUUUUGUAUUAUUGUAUUAUACAUAUUGUUAUUUUAAAAUAAGCAUGUAUAAUUAAAUAAAUUAGAUAUUAUAAAUAGA